Molecule: messenger RNA, 1275 nt
Organism: Sporothrix brasiliensis 5110
Lineage: Eukaryota; Fungi; Ascomycota; Sordariomycetes; Ophiostomatales; Ophiostomataceae
Exons: 2
Coding region: 1-1275 (424 amino acids)
Source: RefSeq, a predicted model, not a curated record
AUGGAGGCCUUUUACGAGUCCUUUUACGCAGCGCCCGGGUCGGGCUCCCGGCUCAAACGGCGCCAGGCCGCAACCGCCAUCCCCGUCGCCGACUUACCACAUGACAACCAGGCACCCCAGCUCAACUUUACCAUCUGGCUGCUGACCGGCUUGUCCUUGGGCUUUCUCAUCUUGCGCGUCUACUGCAAGUUCCUGCGCGGCCGUGGACUCUGGUGGGACGACUAUGUGCUCAUCACAUCGUGGAUCUCGCUGGCUCUUGCGUCGGCCUUCACGACUGCAGCCACAUCGUUUGGUUACGGCAAACACCUGUGGGACAUUGACGGGGACAGUUUCUACCCGCUCAAUGUCGUUGCCACGCUCGCCGGCUUCUUCAGCAUUCUGGCCGCCGUCUGGAGCAAGACAUCCUUUGCCAUGACGGUGCUGCGCAUCUCGACGGGCUGGAUGCGCUGGGCCAUUUGGUUCAUCAUCAUGUCCGUCAACGUGAUCCUCGGCGCCAGUGCCAUUUUCCAGUGGAUCCGCUGCAUGCCCGUGCAAAAGAUCUUUGACGCGUCCAUUGACGGCGCGUGCUGGCCGCAGGACGUCGUGUCGACCUACAACACCUUCUCGACAGCCUACUCGGGCGCCAUGGACAUCUGCCUGGCCGUGUUCCCCUGGAAAAUCAUCUGGGGCAUGUCCAUGAACCGCAAGGAGAAGCUGGGCGUGCUCUUUGCCAUGAGCAUGGGCGUCUUCGCCGGCGCGGCGUCGCUCAUCAAAUCGCCCAAAGUCAUGUCGCUCUCCAACUCGGAUCCCAGCAAUACCGUCCAGCUUGUCAUCUGGGGCGUGGCAGAAAGUGCCAUCACCAUCAUUGCCGCCUCGAUUCCCAUCCUCCGCGCCUUGCUGCGCGACGACAAAAUGUCCAACGCGCCGCACUCCGAGGCCGAGAUCGAACUCACCACGAGCAACUGGAACACAAGCAGCUUCAGCAGUAGCCGUCUCGGCAACAACCUAGAUGUCCACAACAUCAACGGCGCCGACAGCACCAUCACAAACAACAGAAACAACAACCGCAACCGCAACCGCAACAACAGCGUAUUCGGCAGAAUACGGGCAGCUGUCACACGAUCAAAAACUCGGCAUGACACAAACACGACCACCACAUCAACAUCGACAUCUGCAGGAGGGAUGCCCAGCUGGGUCACAGCACCUGUCACCAUUUCAUCCGCAAAUCGUGACCGGUCAGACGACGGCCGACCACUGUCUACAGAAAUUGCUACGGGUAGCAAGUCAUUAGUAUGA